UUUUUUUUUCUCUCACAUUCUUUCGUUUUUAUUUCGUUGUUUCUUUUCUCUCUCUUUUUUUUCUUAUGUAUUUUGUUGAUAUCACCAUCUUUAAUAAUUUGUCAUAUGAAUUCAGAAGCACCAGUCAAUGCGGGACAUGUGUAUGCGAAUGCUGCCGAAGAUUACGAAGACAGGGAAUUAUGGACAGAAGCUAUUCAAGCACAUGAAAAUGCAGCUGAACAAUUUCAAAAAGCUUUGGAAUAUACCCAAGAUGCUGAAGCUGGCAAGUCUUUACGACUCUUGAUGGCUAACCAUACAAGAAAAGCAAAGGAUUUGGAACGGAAGGUCGCAAAGUCUCUACAGGAACAACAACAACGACAAAAAGAACGUCAAUUACUACAGCAGAAACAACAACAACAGCAACAACAACCAAAUAUUUAUUCUCCAACAUCUGAAGGCAACAAACAACGACCUCUAUCAGGACAUAUUAUUGGUGCUGGUGGCCUAAAUAGUAGUGGAAAAGAUGGUAUCAAUAUGAAUGGUCUUUUGAAUGCACUACCUGCUACCCCUUCUUCACCUCGAGGUAAUUCAUCUGGACAAAUACGAUUGGACAAGAAUAAAAACAAUGAUGCUUCUCAACAUGGUACUAUUGGUGAAUCUUAUGCUUUACUAUCAACUGAUAAUGAUGAAGAAGAUGAUGACGAUGCCUCCGAUCCAUUUAACAAGUUUUUCCAAGCGGUCGAAACACUGGUGGAACAAUUAUCAAAUCCUGUAGCUUUUGCAUCAGCACCUUUAAAUGAAGAUGAUAUACCAACUCCUUAUCACCAAAAAUUACUCUCUGCUGAUAAUACCACCAAUUAUCCUUCCUCUGAUAAUAGUACUACGUUGGAUCAUCCAAUUGAUAUGUCAACCAUGAUGGAAUCGUUUUUCUUUGUUCCAGAACAUGAUGGUGGCGCUACAGAAUCAAGUAGUGGAUCAUCUGCUUCCUCUACAACUGGUGGUGGUCAAGAGAAGAUAAAACUUCAAAUGGAAAAUGAACAAUUGAAACGUCGCGUUGAACAGUUAUCCCGACGUUUGAUGACUUUGGAAAAGACUGCGGAAGAAAGUCAUAUGUUGAAAAGUAGUAUAUUACAAUUCAGAAAUGAUGUACAACGACAGGCCAAAAGAAUUAUGCAAACACAUGACUCAGCAUCUUUACGAACAUCAUCUGUGGCAUUACUUGGAAAUAGUGGCAUUAAUGGUGUUGGAAGUACUCACCAUAGUUAUCCUAGACAUCCGGGAAUGAAUCAAACUACUGGUAGUACAUCAGAAUUAGUCACGCGAUUAAAGGAAACAGAAGAAGAAAAUAGACGACUCAAGGAUCAAAUUGAAAAGCAACAAGUAUUAAUGAAGAAGUAUCAAGAAAGAUGGGAAAAACUCAAGGAAAGUGCCAAAAAACGACGUGCUCAACCAUCAGAUAUAACAAACAAUAAUACAAAAAACAACAGUGAUUCUGGACAUGGUGGCGGCAUGACACCUGAAUAUCAUCGACCUUAUUCUUCACGACCACCGGCCCUAUUGCGAUCCUUAGCACAGCAAUCUACUUCAGCACAUCAUCCACCUUUUGCAUCCUCAUCAUUGGCAAGAUCGAGUAGAAUAGCAUCGGAUGAUUGUCAAUUAUGAAUGGAUAUCUAGAGUUUUUUUCUUUUUUUAUAAUCUCUCCCAAUAAAAAAUUUUUUGACCCUGAUGUGAAACCAAC
This is a messenger RNA of Halteromyces radiatus, 1717 nucleotides long. RefSeq lists its product as uncharacterized. Lineage: Eukaryota; Fungi; Mucoromycota; Mucoromycetes; Mucorales; Cunninghamellaceae. The coding region runs from base 106 to 1641 and encodes 511 amino acids. The record is from RefSeq and is a predicted model, not a curated record. The transcript is spliced from 7 exons.